CGGCAAGUAGUUUCGUUUGAUAUCUUGUGCGAUUUCAAAACGAGAUCGAGGAACUAGAUUAUUGUCCAGUCUCCUUGACUUGCAUUAAACUUUGAGAUCUGGACGGCUAUAACUGCGCCCUGAAAGCCUUCUGCAAUUUGCAUAUCGGCCACCCCAUCCAUCAGUACCUUUGUCCCCUCUUGGUCUUCCUCUCCGAUUCCGAUUCGCACCACCAUGAAUGGAAUCGAGCACCUGGGCAAUGGCCGGACCGCCUACCACUUCCAACCGGCGAAGCAUUGGCAGAAUGAUCCCAAUGGGCCAAUGUACCACAACGGCUUGUACCACUUCUUCUACCAGUACAAUCCCCACGGCCCGACCUGGGAUGUCGGCAAGUUAUCAUGGGGCCACUCCGUCUCCGGCGACCUCGUGAACUGGGCCGCGCUCGACAAUGCGCUCGACCCCACCGACCCAUUCGACGCCAACGGCUGCUGGUCGGGCUCCGCCACCAUCCUCCCCGGCGGCCGCCCGGCCAUCCUCUACACCGGCAUCGACGCCGACAAGGUGCAGGUGCAGAACGUGGCGUUCGCCAAGGACCCCUCCGACCCGCUCCUCCGCGAGUGGGAGAAGCCCAGCUGCAACCCGGUGAUCCCGUACCCCGCCGACGUGACCCGCAACAACUUCCGUGACCCGACGGAGGCGUGGCGCGGCCGCGACGGCCUGUGGCGGGUCGGCAUCGUCGCCGAAGUCAACGGCGUUGGGUCCCUGCUGGUGUACCGGAGCGCGGACUUCCUCCGCUGGGAGCGCAACGCCGCGCCGCUGCACGCCAGCUCGCGGGACGUGCCCGUGCUGGAGUGCCCGGACCUGUUCCCGGUGGCGGCGACGGCGCACGGCGCGACGGAGGGGCUCGAGACAUCGGCACCGAGCGGCGCCGGGGUGAGGCAUGUGCUCAAGCUCACGGACUUCGCCAAGGAGGACCACUACAUGGUUGGGUUUUACGACGACGCGGCCGACACAUUCGUGCCGGCGGAGCCAGAGCGCGGCGGCGACCCCGAGAACUGGCGCCGGCUCGACCACGGCCACCUGUACGCGUCCAAGUCCUUCUACGACGCGCGCAACAAGCGGCGCGUGCUGUGGGCGUGGGUGGACGAGACCGACGGCGGCGGCGUCGCCAGGGGCUGGGCCGGCAUCCAGGCGUUCCCGAGGGCCAUGUGGCUGGACGCCGACGGGAAGCGGCUGGUGCAGUGGCCCGUGGAGGAGAUCGAGACGCUGCGGAGGAAGCGGGUCGGCCUGCAGUGGGCGACGGACGUGGAGGCCGGCGGCAGGAAGGAGAUCGCCGGCAUUGUGAGCUCGCAGGCGGACGUGGAGGUCAUGUUCGAGAUCCCGAACCUGGAGGAGGCCGAGACGUUGGACCCCGAGUGGCUGCUGGAUCCAAAAGGGCUGUGCGCGGCGAAGGGCGCGUCCGUGCACGGCGGCGUCGGCCCGUUCGGGCUGCUCGUCUUGGCCUCCAGUGACCUGGAGGAGCACACUGCUGUGUUCUUCAGGGUGUUCAAACAUGGUGGCAAGUACAAGGUUCUCAUGUGCACCGACCUUACAAAGUCUUGUACGAAAGCAGGGGCACACAAGCCAUCCUACGGAGCAUUUCUUGACGUCGCCGUGGAGAAGGACAAGUUCAUAUCUCUCAGAACACUGAUCGAUCACACGGUGGUGGAGAGCUUCGGCGACGGCGGGAGGACGUGCAUGACGGCUCGUGUGUACCCCGAACACGCGGCGAUGGGAAGCACCCACCUGUACGUGUUCAACAACGGGACAGGUGCCGUAAAGGUGUCCAAACUUGAGGCCUGGGAGCUGGCGACGGCGGCCGUGAACAGCGGCUCGCUUGCACCCGUCGUCGUCAAGGCAUCCGACCCUAAAGAGGCCUUGUAGUUCUAGGGUAUGCCCAGGAUGGUGGCUGCUUAGAUGAUGUCCGUCAUUGAUUUAUGCUUGUUGGUCGAGUUAUGAGUUUCGGGUAGGAUGAUUUAUGCGGAAAUGCAAUUUUAGUGGCGUCAUGACCUAUUGGACAAACAUCUGUCAUUGGAAAAACGUGGUGAUAUGUCCACGCCCAUAUACACUAUAAAGU
Molecule: messenger RNA, 2095 nt
Organism: Lolium rigidum
Lineage: Eukaryota; Viridiplantae; Streptophyta; Magnoliopsida; Poales; Poaceae
Product: beta-fructofuranosidase, insoluble isoenzyme 7-like
Exons: 5
Coding region: 214-1902 (562 amino acids)
Biological process (GO): carbohydrate metabolic process
Molecular function (GO): hydrolase activity, hydrolyzing O-glycosyl compounds
Source: RefSeq, a predicted model, not a curated record